GGGCUGCGCUUCCGCCCGCUCGCGCUGCGGCCGGGACUCGGCAGUGGGUGGGCUGGCGAUGGAGCGGUGGUUUCGCUCUCAGCUUCGGUUGUGGCUGCUGUUGCUACUCCUGCCCCCGGGCCGCCAGAAGGAGUCAGGUUCAAAAUGGAAAGUAUUUAUUGACCAAAUUAACAGGGCUUUGGAGAUUUAUGAACCAUGUUCAAGUCAAAACUGCAGCUGCUACCAUGGUGUCAUAGAAGAGGAUCUGACCCCUUUCCGAGGAGGUAUCUCCAGGAAGAUGAUGGCGGAGGUAGUCAGACGGAAGCUAGGGACCCACUAUCAGGUCAUUAACAACAGAUUAUACCGAGAAAAUGACUGCAUGUUCCCCUCAAGGUGCAGUGGUGUUGAACACUUUAUUUUGGAAGUUAUUGGGCGCCUCCCUGACAUGGAGAUGGUGAUCAAUGUACGAGAUUAUCCUCAGGUUCCUAAAUGGAUGGAGCCUGCCAUUCCAGUCUUCUCCUUCAGUAAGACAUCAGAGUACCAUGAUAUCAUGUAUCCUGCUUGGACAUUUUGGGAAGGAGGACCCGCUGUUUGGCCAAUAUAUCCUACUGGUCUUGGACGGUGGGACCUCUUCAGAGAAGACCUGGUAAAGUCAGCAGCACAGUGGCCAUGGAAAAAGAAAAAUUCCACAGCAUAUUUCCGAGGAUCAAGGACAAGUCCAGAACGAGAUCCUCUCAUUCUUCUAUCUCGGAAAAGUCCAAAACUUGUUGAUGCAGAAUACACCAAAAACCAGGCCUGGAAAUCUAUGAAAGAUACCUUGGGAAAGCCAGCUGCUAAGGAUGUCCAUCUUGUGGAUCACUGCAAAUACAAGUAUCUGUUUAAUUUUCGGGGUGUAGCUGCAAGUUUCCGGUUAAAACACCUCUUUCUUUGUGGUUCACUUGUUUUCCAUGUCGGUGACGAGUGGCUGGAAUUCUUCUAUCCACAGCUGAAGCCGUGGGUUCACUAUAUCCCAGUCAAAACAGAUCUCUCCGACGUUCAGGAGCUGUUGCAGUUUGUAAAAGCAAAUGAUGAUGUAGCUCAAGAAAUUGCUGAAAGGGGAAGCCAGUUUAUUCUGAACCACUUGCAGAUGGAUGACAUCACCUGUUACUGGGAGAACCUGUUGACUGAAUACUCUAAAUUCCUGUCCUAUAAUGUAACAAGAAGGAAAGGCUAUGAUCAGAUUAUUCCCAAAAUUUUGAAAACUGAACUCUAGUAGUCAUCAUCGAGCCAUAGUCCUCUCUAUGGCAGCAGAUCUCAGACAUCCUGUGGUGAGAAGCUCACUGUGAGUGUGACACCUAUACCUUGGAUACUAUUACCAAGCCAAAUAUCUGGUUUUCCUUAUCAUGCUGCACCAAGAGCAACUUUCGAGAAAGAUCCAAAAUGUGUUUAAUAUAGAUAUGAAGCAGCUCAACGCUUUGGCUGAAUUAGGACCAGAAAUCAUGAGAUGUGGGUUUUGAACCCGAUUCCGCCUUUCAUUUUCUUAGGACCAAUCACAGCUUGUGCCUCAGAUCAUCCACAUGUGUAUGUCCCUCACUUUGGAACCGACUGUGCCCACGUGGUAAUGCCCUUUGUCUCAUUGUUUGGAGUAGAAAGUCAAUCAUUUGGAACUAGUACAACCCAUCACCACAGCUCUGCA
Messenger RNA from Balaenoptera ricei (Rice's whale), 1654 nucleotides. It is a transcript of the gene POGLUT1, whose product is annotated as protein O-glucosyltransferase 1. The transcript has 11 exons. Gene Ontology annotation, cellular component: endomembrane system. Lineage: Eukaryota; Metazoa; Chordata; Mammalia; Artiodactyla; Balaenopteridae. Gene Ontology annotation, molecular function: UDP-xylosyltransferase activity; UDP-glucosyltransferase activity. Gene Ontology annotation, biological process: positive regulation of Notch signaling pathway; protein O-linked glycosylation. The record is from RefSeq and is a predicted model, not a curated record. The coding region runs from base 59 to 1231 and encodes 390 amino acids.